Molecule: messenger RNA, 1335 nt
Organism: Closterium sp. NIES-65
Lineage: Eukaryota; Viridiplantae; Streptophyta; Zygnematophyceae; Desmidiales; Closteriaceae
Source: the annotation of a GenBank genome assembly
AUGCGCCUUAGGAUGUGGGUGGCGCCGAUUUCGGUCCCAUGCGUCCGCUCUCUGUCGCCGGCGUCGUCGCCAUCGCUUCCGCAGCUCGUCGCGUUCGCGACCCCAGCCCGUCGCCUUCGAUCCGCCCGUCGCCUUCACUUCCCCCCCGUCGCCCCUACUCCCCCCCCUCCCCCCGCUCCGUUGCCUUCAUUUCCCCCUCCCGUCGCCUUCACUUCCCCCUCUCGUCGCCUUCACUUCUCCCCCUCCCGUCGCCUUCACUUCCCCCCCGGAGUGUUCGCCUUCACUUCCCCCCCUCCCGUCGCCUUCACUUCCCCCCCUCCCGUCGCCUUCACUUCCCCCCCUCCCGUCGCCUUCUCUUCCCCCCCUCCCGUCGCCUUCUCUUCCCCUUCCCGUCGCCUUCACUUCCCCUUCCUGUCGCCUUCACUUUCCCUUCCCGUCGCCUUCACUUCCCCUUCCCGUCGCCUUCUCUUCCCCUUCCCGUCGCCUUCUCUUCCCCUUCCCGUCGCCUUCUCUUCCCCUUCCCGUCGCCUUCUCUUCCCCUUCCCGUCGCCUUCUCUUCCCCUUCCCGUCGCCUUCUCUUCCCCCUCCCGUCGCCUUCAAUUCUCCCUUCCGUCUGCUUCAAUUCCCCCUUCCGUCGCCUUCACUUCUCCCCCCCGAUGCCUUCAAUUCCCCCUCCGGUCGCCUUCCCCGCAUGCCGCACUCGCUUUCCCGCCCUUCACACUUGCUUCCCCACCCGUCGCCUUCACUUCCCCUUCCAUUGCCUUUCGCUCUCUCCUGCUCACUCUCCCUGCUCACUCUCUUUCCCACUGCUCACUCUCUUCCCCCCUGCCCACUCUUUUCCCCACCCUUCACUCUCUCCUCUCCUGUUCACCCCCUGUUCUCACCCCUCUUCCCCCCUUCACUCAACCGUUCCCCCCUGCUCAACCUCUUUCCCUCUGCUCACUCUCUUCCCCCCUGCUCUCUCUCUUUAACCCGGCUCACACUCUCCCCCCCCCCCCCUCCCCCCACUCUCUUUCCCCCUGCUCACUCGCUUCCCCCCUCCUCAAUCUCUUUCCCCUGCUCAUUCUCUUUCCCUCUGCUCACUCCCCUUGUGCUCACCCCACUUUCCCCAUUUCUCACCCCUCUGCUAUCCCCUGUUUUCCCGGCUCACUCCUAUACUCACUCUCUCCUCCCCUGCUCACUCACUUCCCCCCUGCUCACUCUCUUUCCCCUUGCUUACUCUCUUCCCCCCCUACUCACCUUCUUUCCCCCUGUUCUCACCCCUCUUUCCCCCUUUCUCACCCAUUUCCCCCCUGCUCGGACCAUGGGUCCCAACAGGAGUGGGUUGAAAAGUGA